Durio zibethinus is the source of this 1560-nucleotide messenger RNA. RefSeq lists its product as uncharacterized. Gene Ontology annotation, cellular component: membrane. Gene Ontology annotation, molecular function: ubiquitin-protein transferase activity; zinc ion binding. Gene Ontology annotation, biological process: protein ubiquitination. Lineage: Eukaryota; Viridiplantae; Streptophyta; Magnoliopsida; Malvales; Malvaceae. The record is from RefSeq and is a predicted model, not a curated record.
CACACACACCCAAGUUAAAAAAAAAAAAUGCAGACACUAGAAAAUCCUGUUAAGGGGAAUCAUGGCAAGCAAUCGUGUAGGGAUUUUUGCCGUUAGAAUCUUGUUUCUUUUUGCUUUUUUUUUGGAUUGAAAAUUGACAUGAAAAUGGAGUUGAGGUAAUGAUGGUGGUAUCGGCCACACUCAACCUCUUGCCUCAUUUGAAGAAACAACAACCCAGGAAGGAAGACCAAAGAAAGAGAUAAAGAUUGUUGCUUUCUUCUUCAAUAGAAAAUUCCAUUCCCUUACUUAUUCAGCAUUUGGUUUCAACUGUUGUAAAGGAUGGGGGAUCAUUUUGUGUUGCUUGUGGAUCGGCUAUUAACUGAAUCCACCCUUGAAGCUGCUAUUGAGGGUAAAAACAAAUCACAGCAAGGCAUGCCCUCAGCAAGCAAAGAUGAUAUAAUUGACUUUUCAUUUCAUACGAUGGAUGAGAAUGUUGGUUCAUCUCCAAGUAAAUUGGUGGAAUGUAGGAUUUGCCACGAUGAGGAUGAAGAUUUGAACAUGGAGAUACCCUGUUCUUGCCGCGGCAGCUUGAAGUAUGCUCACCGCAAAUGUGUUCAGAGGUGGUGCAAUGAAAAGGGCGACAUCAUCUGCGAGAUUUGCCACCAGCAAUAUAAGCCUGGUUAUACAGCACCGCCUCCUUUAUUUCAUUAUGGAGGUGUUCCUAUGAACUUCAGAGGAAAUUGGGAAAUUUCCAGGAGAGACCCAUCAGCUUCUCAUUUUAUAGCAAUGGUUACUACUGAUCGUGAUUUUCUGGAAUCAGACAUUGAUGAUUACUCGGCUCCCAGUUCUCGAAGCCUGAUAUGUUGUCGUGCCAUUGCUAUAAUUUUUAUGGUUCUUCUGGUUUUGCGCCACACUCUUCCAAUCAUAACCAGUGGAGCUGGAGACUAUUCUUUGACAUUGUUCACUUUACUAAUGUUGAGAACCAUCGGGAUUCUGUUGCCUAUAUAUAUCAUGGUCAAGGCAUUCACCGCCAUCCAACGUCGCCGACACCAUCAGGAUCCUCGUUUUUCCCUCGCUGCAUCAGAUGAAGAAAGUGAUUUAUCGCAACUGCAGCAGCCACAGUCACGUUUGAUUCGUGUACAUUAAUCUGACUGUAUGCUGAAUCAUAUGGAAGAACUGAAUAUUUGAUUGUGGCACUAAAGAAAAAACAGAAAACGGCAGGAUAUAUGUAAUUGAUGAUGGUUGAAUAGCUGCUGUUAUCUUUAGCAUGGCAGAAGUGACUUGAUCAAACAUCAAAUCAGCAAGGAUUCAUAUUUCAUCAGAAUGCAGAUUUUACUACUACUGUGUAUAUUUACAAAAGUAUUCAAUAGUAAAUAUAAACAUAGCAUAGAAAGAUUGUUAGGGUCAAGAAAUUCUGUCAUCCUUACUAGGGAUGGAGAAAUGGAGAAUGGUGUCUUGCAACCAACAGCAGAUGGAAAAAAAAUGCCUGCAAAUGUAACUGAAUCUCUCUUAUUCAGUACCCCCCCUCUCUCUUAAUAACUUUCAGACCUAUCAUUAACUUUUUCAAAAAGACAAAAAAAA